UCCAGCGGAAUGUACUUUCGCUAUAUAAGGUGGUUGAUGAUUGGUGCCGGCAUGUGGAAAAUAGAAGAGGAAUUUUCGGCUCCCGAGAAAAGAUUUUACGCCGUUUACUCAGUAAUAAUUCAGCUAAUUUGUACCUCACUGAUUUUCUCUGUAGCGCUGGAUGUGCCGGGUCUAAUGAAGUCUGAUCCGGCAGCAGCAGUUGGUAAUAUUGGUAUCAUGGUAUUUUUCGGGACGCUAAUCAUCAAAACGUUGAUGUGUCAGUCGAAACCGAUCAUCGGUCUCCUUCGGACUGCCUUGCAGUCAGAAUUUCAAGUAGUUACAAGCGUCAAUGCGAAUGUAGAAGCGAUAUACGAAUUUCACACUAAACUCAACAACUGCUUUAUCACACUUGUUGUUACGUGCUUAUUAUUUAUGGGACUAUGUGUUGCUACACUAGGUGACAUCGAAACUUACAGGUAUUCCAAACGGAACAGCAAUGACACAGAGAAAUCUCUACCACUGAACUACUGGUAUCCAUUCGAUAAAAAUAAACAUUACACGCUUGUCUUGGUCGAUCAGAAUAUCCGACCAACUUUAGGCGGACUUUAUACGGCUAUAGUAAACGCGUUUGUAAACUCCAUUAUAAUUUUCGUGAGGCUCCAACUGAAAAUACUCCAGUACAGUUUCAGAAAUUUCGACCAGUUAGAACCAGACAAUGUCAAAAACCCGACGAUUCUGAGGAUACUCUGCGUCAAACACCAAGAACUGAUUCGAUACGUGGAAGGACUUAAUAAUCAUCUUAAAUUUAUAAUAUUUAUGGAAUAUAUGAUUUCAUCACUUACCUUUGCAGCCCAGAUUUUGCAAAUCACGGCAGGUAUCGAACCUUUUAUAACAUCUAUAAUAUUGUCCUAUACCAUCAUACAUUUACUAAUAUUCGCUUGGAGUUGCAAUGAGAUUAUCGUCCAGAGCACCGAAUUGGCCAGAGCACUUUUCGAAAGCAAUUGGUAUAACCACGACACCAAGGUCAAAGUUAUGGCCCAUAUAAUGAUAAUGAGAUGCCAGAAACCGCUCAGUUUGAUGAUUGGGCGGUUUGGAGUUAUGGAUUUGGAUGUUGGAGUUUCGCGACUAAAACUGGCAUAUACCUAUACGUCUGUGAUGAAAAGUGGCAACUAGUGAUACAGAGAAGUGAAAUUGAUAUUCAAAGGAUCUCGCUAGAAUUAUGAACCCUUAUUCAGAAAACAACGGUAUACAUUCUCUCAAUUCUAGCCGUUUUUAAUAACCUUUUUUGUUUUAUCACUAUCACACAGUCCCUUAGCAACUUAUGGCCAUUGGCUAAUGAUCAAACAUUUCUAAAUUUAAAGUGAUUAGGACACACACAUAGCUACCUGUGUGAUAUCUAAAAUACUCAGAAUAAUUUUCUUGUUACCAUAAAUGUACAGUUUUUAGUGAGGUAUUAAAUCAAUGAACUUGUUAUUUUGAAAUAAAAAUAAUAUAAAAUGAUAAAA
This is a messenger RNA of Cylas formicarius (sweet potato weevil), 1484 nucleotides long. RefSeq names its product odorant receptor 30a-like. The record is from RefSeq and is a predicted model, not a curated record. Gene Ontology annotation, molecular function: odorant binding; olfactory receptor activity. The transcript has 7 exons. Gene Ontology annotation, cellular component: plasma membrane. Bases 10 to 1152 code for a protein of 380 amino acids. Gene Ontology annotation, biological process: detection of chemical stimulus involved in sensory perception of smell; sensory perception of smell. NCBI's taxonomy places the organism in Eukaryota, Metazoa, Arthropoda, Insecta, Coleoptera, Brentidae.